Messenger RNA from Eimeria mitis, 2007 nucleotides. RefSeq names its product DnaJ domain-containing protein, putative. The transcript has 10 exons. Bases 1 to 2007 code for a protein of 668 amino acids. Gene Ontology annotation, cellular component: cytoplasm; nucleus. NCBI's taxonomy places the organism in Eukaryota, Apicomplexa, Conoidasida, Eucoccidiorida, Eimeriidae. Gene Ontology annotation, molecular function: protein folding chaperone; protein-folding chaperone binding. The record is from RefSeq and is a predicted model, not a curated record.
AUGGGGUCUUUACAGACUGCCCGCUCCCUCCGCUCUGUCCUUUCUUCUCCGCCUGUGUUGCUCAAACACAGCAGACUUGGGUUCAGCGGCCUUGUACGGGAUGCAGCACAGAGCAGCGCCGGCGCAGCAGCAGAUGCUCGGCAGCUGUUGGGCGCUGACCAGCAUCUGACGCCGUUCCCACUGGCAAUUCGGCUUAAAGAAUCAGGCUUCUCGCCAACGCGAUCGCCCCGUUGCCUCAAUGCAGAAUCCAGUGUAGCUACGCAGCUGCAACCGCGCGCAGCGUACGUUCAGACUCUUAGAAAGCAGCACUGGACAGGGUACAACGGGUCGAGGUGUAUCUCCGGGUUCGCGGCGUCUCCCUUCACGAGCCAAGCCCUGCAACGCAGUUUGGGGGUAUUCAGUAGCACUGCGCUGUACAGGGAGGCCGCAUGUUGUUUCGGGUUUCCCUUUAGCAGCCGAUGCUUCACAACUUCCUCCUCAGUGCCGGACUACUACUCGAUUUUGGGGGUCAAGAGAAACGCCACUCAAGAAGAGUUGAAAAAGGCGUACAGACAGACAGCGCUCAAGUGGCAUCCAGACAGGAACCCCGACAACAGAGAAGAAGCGGGGAGGAAGUUUCGUGAUGCAAGCGAAGCCUACCAGACUUUGUCAGAUCCAGCGAAACGGGCGCAGUACGAUGCGUCUAUUGACGCGGCCUCAUCCCGCCAAGCAGGCGGCUACUCGGGCUACAGCGACCCUUUCGCUUCUAGAGGGCGAGCUGACAGAGGCGGUGUUCACUUUGGAAACCUUACACCAGAAGAAGCCGAGCUUUUGUUUCGCCGAGCCUUCGGCGGUGUUUCCUUAGAGGAGAUUCUGCAGCAGGCGCUCAACCAGCAAACUGCUAUGCGUUGGGGGAGGGGCAUGCCGUUUCAGCGCCAUGAUUUCUUUGAACAUAGAAUGGGGUCACGGCCCUCAAAGAGCUUCCUUGACGACCACGAAAUCUACGAACUUCUACGGGGCCUUUCGGGAGCGAACCCGCAAGGCAGCACGCAAGUCAGUUACUUCACACGGGGAGGACGGAUCAUCGAGAGAAGAACCACAACACGACGCUUCCCAGGAGGAGGCAUUCAAACUGAAACGACAGAACGCGAUGUUGGACGAGAUACAGGUUCUGACAUCCCCAGAAAUACGAGAAAUGAUUUCCGAUCGCAGCAGACCGCCAGCUCCUCUAGUGAAUGGAUGCACAGACCUCCAGAAAACAGAACGGGAAACAGAUACACAAUGGAGGUUGCCAGCCCUAUGCAACAGGUCCUGUUGAUAGCUCGUGAAUACGCCAAGCUGACCUGGAAGCUCAUUAAAAUGCUCCUGGUGUCGAAGCUUCUGUUUAAGCAAGAUCGGGCAAGCUUACGAGUCAUAGACCUCCUAGAAGGCGGAGCAAGCACGAAGGUCCCGCAUACGCGCGACUCCUUUUCACCAGUUGGCUUUGUCUUUUUCGAGUUCUGGAUUCUCGAGAGCAACAGACUUGAUACGCUGCACAGAAUUCAGAUAAAUGGCAACUCCGAGGUGGCAUUCGUGAGUGCACUGGAGCUUCACCCUGCUAAGCAAACGGGUGGAAGGACGCCCAAAAGUUUCGACUCUCCCGAACCUGUUGGCGACCGGCGGAAUGAACCCACGAAAAGAGGCCUCCGGAGCCCAGGAGAAACCAGCCUCCUCUUUUUUUCAAUGGAGGACGGCCAGUAUGUGGGGAGCGUCCCGUCACGCCUCUGCGGGGAUAAUGUCGAAGUUCUGCAGCUCUCUGCAGAAAAUAUGCCCUUACCAAAGCCCAAGUUCAAAAUGUUGCUGCCGCAUCGUGAAAACCAUCCGGUGUCCGACAACAUCCAGGAGGGGCUGAAGGAGAGUCCUUCCGAUCUAGGAAUUUCACCAUUACAAGAUCGAGGCGGGGACAUUAACCACCGCAGCAAGCGGACCCUACUCACGGGCCACGACGAACCGGCCGACGGCAGGAAGAGGACCACCCGACUGCCUUAA